AUGUUUGUGCCUCAUGCCCGAGUGCGUCUCGUCGGUUUACGAGAACAUACCGAGCGUCGACGUCGACGAGUGGCCAGAAGGCGUUUAAAUUGUAUAGAAAUAAUUCGUAUGCCCUGUUUAUUACCGACAUUGGGAGCAAUUUUAUUAGGCAUAUUUGUUAUGGCCAGUGGGUGUAUGAUGAGUGUUCUAGGUUAUAAGGCACAAAUAUCCACGGAUCCGACAUUGAUGCAGAAUACUACUGAAAUCGUUUCCAUGCAGGAUGAAACGACUUAUUACACAUUAAAAGUAAUGUCGUAUAUUGGACCUAUGUUAAUGGGUAUAGGAUUAUUUGUUAUUAUUGUGGCUGCUGUAUUAUAUUGUGAAAUAAUGGAUAAAUAUGUCAACAUAGUGCCGGAUAAAAAUUCCAAGAAAAUAGGACGCGAUCAACUUUACAAAAUGAUCAUUGAACAGUUUAGAAAGAAUUAUUUCCGAGGUAUCGAAGUGCCUUUACAAAAACCUCAUCCACUUCUUAGGUCUAGCUCGAUGAACAAAACUCUGUUCAAAGCUUUAAGUAUUAGUACACCCGCCAUGUUGGCCACCCCUGAAUUAACGAGUCCGUGGAAGACAAGGCAUAAAUCCCCUGUUCCAGACAUGACUAUUAAAGAAUCUGUGAAACAAAAAUUAAUGGAAUGGGAAGAGAUAUGGCUAAAGACGUCUUCGCUUCCUAAUAUCCGCCCUGCUGAGAAUGUUUCCACGGAUAUUGAAUCUACGUCAGAUAUCACACGAGAGGAAUAUCUUAAAAGUAAACGAAUGUCUAAGAGUUGUGGCCAUGUGCCACAUGUGUACAAUUCUGUUGGAGAGUUUUCGGAAGUGGCGUCAUCGGGCUUAGAUAACCCAGCAUAUCUUCCCGACGCGGAGAAAGAAAAACUCCUGAAACCAACGACGGCGAAAUUGCCUGAUAAUUAUCAAAGUUUUGAAAAUGUGAAAGACCCCUUAAACGUUCAGUUAGUUUCUGUGAUAGUUCAUAAGGCUUCCAUACAUACACCCCCUAAAAUAUAUGAUAUGCAAAUGAAAGGUAUGCGAGCUAUAAGAUCGUUUGAUCACGAAUCGGGACUAGAUAAAACAUUUGUUGACAUGAAACAAAGUAAUAAGUGUAAAAGCUGUAUCGGCCUUGUGAGUGGACAGAAAUCACCUAAUCUACUUCAUGCUAAUACUCAUUUUAAGCCCAGACAACAAGAGGAAGGUGUUACGACGAACACUAUAGCUAUAUCCGGUGAUAUGUUAAGGAUAUUCGACAUGGCAGAAAUGGCACAAGUGUAA
Messenger RNA from Lottia gigantea (owl limpet), 1299 nucleotides. RefSeq lists its product as hypothetical. Bases 1 to 1299 code for a protein of 432 amino acids. The record is from RefSeq and is a predicted model, not a curated record. NCBI's taxonomy places the organism in Eukaryota, Metazoa, Mollusca, Gastropoda, Lottiidae. The transcript has a single exon.